Molecule: messenger RNA, 750 nt
Organism: Fusarium sp. VM40
Lineage: Eukaryota; Fungi; Ascomycota; Sordariomycetes; Hypocreales; Nectriaceae
Source: the annotation of a GenBank genome assembly
AUGCUUCUCCCGUCCGCGCUGCCUUGCGAUGCGUCGCACUCGUCUCGCUCUCGACUUCAACCCUCUCUCUUCUCUCCUCCUGCCAGCCCCCCGGCUUUCUCGUCACACGCUUCUUUGGUCAAUAUUAUGACUACUUGCCGCUCUCUUCAAUCCCUCCUCUCGACUCCCGCGCCCAUUGUCACCAACUCUAACCAAGCGCCUUCGCAUACUCAACUACCAACUCCGCCGCUUGCUCACGCCGCUCCACCUCUGAAGCUGCGUCUGCGACCGCGCCCACAACGCCGCGAACCUGUCGGGCCCAAGAAGGUUACCAAGCGCGCAGCACCACGUACUGCCAAUAAGAAACGCCGCGUCAACGACGACGAGGCGGAUCGUUACUCUUCAGCAAGCGAGUCUUGCUGCGAGUCACCCUCUCGUCACUCCAUGGAGCAGAUCGUACCUGCAACACCCAAGCGCACGCGCAUCGCUCCUGAGCAGCUACCACUCGGCCUCGACCGUUCAGACUUCCAUAACAUGCAUCUCCGACAAGGCGGCCGUCUCUUCAAUGACGAGGACUCUGACGAAGAGGACUGGAGCGCCGAAGAUGACCGUGUUCUUAUUGAACUUGUACUGGAGAAGCUUAGGCUAUCAAAGGCAGAAUGGCAGGACUGCGCUCGAAAUCUUGGCCGUGAUCGCCACGCCGUCGACCGUCGCUGGAAGGCAUUAUUACUUAAUGGCGACAUUGGUCUGAAAUCGCGACCAGGUCACUAA